GCGCGAAGGCGGGAAGCUCCAUAUAGCCGCAUAAAUACUCCGCGCGACAGUAGCGGGCGCUGGUGGGGCUGCUGUCAACCUGUGCGACGAGCUGUGAGCCGCGCAGCGCGACCGCGUACCGCUAGGCGCUCAAAUAGCCGCGAGGCGCGAAGCACAGCCCAGCCGCAUAGCCGCGCAGAGGGCGAGCCACGCCGCUCCAGCGCUUCUCCGCGCUCGUAGCAGUGCCCAAAACAAACGAGCAGCGACUCAAACAGCGCGAUGGCCGACAUGGACGUCGAGCAGCCCCGCGGCCGCAUCGUGAAAUUGGAAAUAGAGGGCUUCAAAUCUUUUGGAGGGACGCACACGGUCGAUUUUAGGGAACGCCAGAACUUUACGGCCGUCGUAGGGCCGAACGGCGCGGGCAAGAGCAACCUCAUGGACGCUAUAAGUUACGUGCUCGGAUUGCAAGCGAGGCACCUACGUAGCUCAAAAUUAAUUGAACUGCUACAUCGAGGCCCGUCCCAGUCGAGAAGAAAAGCCUCCGUCACAUUAACCUAUGAAAGGGACAACGAUAAUGUAGUGUUCUCGAGAACCAUCAGCGCCGUCGGCGUCGGGGCCUACUGGUUGGACUCACAAGAAGUGACGCGCGACAAGUACGAGAACGCCCUCAAGGAGAUCGGCGUCCUCGUGAAAGCGCGGAACUUCCUCGUCUUCCAGGGCGACGUCGAAAGUCUGGCCUCGAAGUCGCAGGACGAGCUCACAGCAGUCCUCGAGCAGGUCUCCGGAAGUUCGGACCACAAGAAGGAGUACGACAAGCUGAAGACGGCGAAGGACCAGGCCGAGGCCGCUUCGUUGUUAGCCUACCAGAAGAAGAAGGGCCUCGCGGCGCAACGAAGGCAGGUCCGGGACCAGAAGGACGAGGCCGACGCGUAUGAGAAGCUGCGGGACGAGCUCCAUGCGGCUCGUAGAGAUGACGCUGUAUCUAGAGUAGCUCAACUACGCGACGAUCGCAGUGACAAGGCCAAAUCCAAGGCUAAGCUCGACCGCGAGGUCCAGAAGUGUAUGGAAGCCGUUGAACGGGCUUCUCAAAAAGAAUCGCAAGCUUCGGAUGCAUUAAAGGAGGCUUCGUUAACUGCAGAGCGUGCUGAUGCAGCUCUGGCCCAGAAGACGCAAUCUUUAAGGGGAGGCGUCGCUCCGAGAGUAGCAGCCGCGAAGGAGGCCGCGGAGCAGGCUGCUCGAGAUGCCGACCAGGAGAAAGCGGCCGCUGCUCAAGCCGAUCAAAAUGCCAAGCGCCACGAGACGCUGGUGAAAGAUCUCCGGUCAGAACUACAAACUGAAGAUGAGGAGAUCAAGCGCCUGCAAGACGAGCGCGCGCGGGACGAGCCCGCCUGGCGCGCCGACCAAAGUCUGGUUGAUGAGGUGAGCGACCUGCAAGCCCAGGUCGAGCGCGAGACGGCUUCGCGAGCGUUUCGGCUGGACGCGGCGCGACGCGCUAGAGACACGGAGGAGGCCGACGUCGAGGCCCUGCAACGCGAGGUCGACGACGUCAUCAAGCGGCGGAACGAGGCCUCGUCGGAAGCCGCUGCUUGGCGGCUGCGCGCCAAGGCCUCCGCCGACGCGGCGACGAAGGCGGAUGCCGACGUGCGCCAGGCGUCCGACGCUAUACAGGCGGCGGAGGCCGCUGCAUCUGUAGGAGAGCAGGCCGUGGCCAAGGCCCAAUCGGAGUUAGAUCGAGCCGAUGCUGAGUUAAGGGAUUGCCGCGACCACCUCCCGGGCGGGCCCCAAGCGCAAAGAGAUGUGGAGCGGGCUCGACUGGUAGAAACGUUGCGAGGCUUGUUCCCCGGCGUGCGCGGUCGAGUCGUAGACGUCUGCGAGCCCACGUCGCGAACCUAUGCUUCCGCCGUCGGGGCCGCGAUGGGCUCGCUCGCGGACGCCGUGGUCGUCGACGCGCGCUCGACAGCGGUCGGAUGCGUGAGACAUCUGCGGGAGCAUCGGUUGGGUGCCAUGACUUUUCUACCUUUGGAUGCUCUAUCUUCUGCACGACCUGAUGAACGACUGAGGAAUUUGGGGAGGCAGUACCGGCCCGCGUUGGACGUCGUGGCAUGUGAUGAGGGUGUAAAAGCAGCAGUGGCCUACGCCGUCGGCCUGAAGACCGUGGUCUGCGACACUCUAGAUGACGCUAGACGUUUGGCCUAUUCCGACAACGCGCCUUCGGUCAAGGCCGUCAGUGUCAGUGGUGCGGUCAUCGCCCAGACCGGAACGAUGAGUGGCGGCCACCAGCAGGGCGGCUCUUCCUGGAGAAGGGCCGACGCUUCUCGACUCGAGAGGGAGCGGUCGUCGAAGCACGAUGCUUUAUCUCAAGCUCGCCUACGGGCCCAGUCCCUCAAGGACGCCGUCGCACCCCACACCGCUCGGAGGGACGCCUGCGCGUCGACGGCGAAGUGGGCCGCCAAAGACGCGCAACUCGCCCAGUCUCGCGUCGCGGAAUGUGAAGCUAGGGAAAGAACGCUAGAUGCAUCUAGAAAGACGGCCGAGAGGGAGCGCGACGCGAAGAUUCCCGGCAGGGAUCAGGCUGUGCGAACGCACGACGAACUCCGACAAGCUAAAAGGGUGGUGGAAGAACGCGUGUACGGGUCGUUCGCGAGAAGACACAAUCUGUCAAUUGAUGACUUGUGUGACGAUGGUGAUGCCGUCGCGGGCACGCCGCAAGCCCUCAGAAAGCAGCGCGACGACGAUCUUAAAAAACAUCUGCAGCGGGCCGCUACUCUACGAGCGCAGCUCGAGUACGAACAAGGUCGCGACCUGCAAGCGCGCGCCGCCGAGACCAAAUCUCGAGCGCGAGAGGCCCAGAAGGCCGCGACCAAAGCCAAGAAGAAGGCUUCCCAAAUAGAGUCGGAGCAGUCCACAGCUGAAGAUGAAUUGGAGGAGGAGUCUCGAGCGGCGAAAGACGCUAGGGAAGCACAUACGCAAGCGAGGCAGGCCCUCAAGAAGUGCCAGGUCGAUGCACGACGAGCGGCGGACGCCAAAGCUACAGCAGCUAGGAAAGCUCAACAGGCCGCUUCGAGUGUCGACGCGGUGUCGGCGAAGCUGCAAGACGUUGCUCGUAGGGCUCGGUUGGAACAUGUGCAAUUAGGAACGGACGAGAACAUGGACCCGGAGGACUUAGACGUCUCGAAAGCGCAAAAGCCGAAGCGAGGCGAGGACGCGGACCAGGCUCACGCUCGUCGUAGAAGAGCGAUUGAGGACUUGGAACGUAGAGUAGAUGCCUUGGCGCCGAAUUUGCGAGCUAAAGCGCAAUUUGACUCCCUAUCUUCAGACGUGGAGCAGGCCGACAAAGAACUAGCCUCGUCACGAGACGCGGCGAGGGACGCCGCGAGACAGUUCGACGCCGUACGAAAGAAGCGUACGGAUGCCUUCCGCGCGUGCUUUGAUGUCGUCGCCUCGACAUUGGCGGAAGCGUACAAAGACGUCACGAAGUCCGCGCGACACCCCGCUGGUGGCAGUGCAUCGUUACACGCGUUAGAUGCGGCCGAGCCGUACCUCAACGGCGUGUCGUUCCACGCGACGCCCCCGGCGAAGCGCUUCUGCGAAAUUUCUCAAUUAUCAGGUGGUGAGCGCACUUUGGCUUCACUAGCUCUACUGUUCGCGCUGCACGCCUACCGGCCGGCGCCGUUCCUCAUCAUGGACGAGGUCGAUGCAGCGUUGGAUAGUGUCAAUGUGGCCAAGCUCGCGGCGUUUGUCAAGCGGCGGGCUUCAUCAUUACAAAUAGUGGCCGUGUCGUUGAAGGACCAGUUCUACACCGAGGCCGACGCUCUAGUGGGCGUGGCCAAGGACGCGCAACGGGCUGCCAGCGUGCCGUUCACGCUGGACUUGGGCGCGUAUGCCUAGAUCGGAGGGUGCCACAAGGGCCCCUCCACCAAAUAAGCAAGCUUUCCCUUCUACCCCCGCGCGGCUAAGAGUGCGGUUUCGUG
Messenger RNA from Pelagomonas calceolata, 3950 nucleotides. NCBI's taxonomy places the organism in Eukaryota, Pelagophyceae, Pelagomonadales, Pelagomonadaceae. The record is from the annotation of a GenBank genome assembly.